CUAAAGGUGGCGGCUCCUCUCUCUCUCCAUCUCUAUCUCUCUCUCAGUUUCUUUCAAUGGGAAGGAAUUGCAAUUCCUCAUCUUCUUCCACAGACAGCAGUGCAUCUUCUAUCUCUACACUGAAGAGCAAUUUCAGCACUGAUUUGAAGCUAGGACUUACCUUAACAACCUCUCAACCUGAGAAUUCUCCAAAUUCAAGGGACCAAUGCUCAGAUUGGCUGCCGGGCAAGCCAUUGAGGAGGAUGAUCACGGAAAAUGUAAAUCAUCGGCACCAAACGACAUUCUUCGUAAAGGUUUACAUGGAAGGAGUUCAGAUCGGCAGGAAAUUGGAUCUGUUUGCUCAUGAUAGCUACGAUAGUCUAGUGAGAGCUCUUCGACAUAUGUUUGGGACAAAUAUUCAAAGUCCUGAUUUUGCUGGAAUGUCUGGUAAGAACAACCAUGUAUUGACAUAUGAAGACAAGGAAGGUGAUUGGAUGUUGGUGGGGGAUGUUCCUUGGGACAUGUUUUUGACUACUGUUAGGAGAUUGAAGAUCAUUAAGAUGGACACAUGCUAAUCUCUCUCUCUCUCUCUCUCUCUAUCUCUCUCGAAUUUUGUUUUCUUGGGUGUAUUGGAAAACAGUUGUAUAGACAUACAAAUGGAAGUUAGAGUGCAGCUUUUGUAUGCAAUACGGUUUCAUAUGAUGUUGUUUUUGGGAUGCUUUGUUAAAAAGAGAAACCCCAUGAAAGUGAUAGAAAGUGACAUACAGUGGAUGAUUUUCAUUGGA
Magnolia sinica is the source of this 764-nucleotide messenger RNA. RefSeq names its product auxin-responsive protein IAA31-like. Lineage: Eukaryota; Viridiplantae; Streptophyta; Magnoliopsida; Magnoliales; Magnoliaceae. Gene Ontology annotation, biological process: regulation of DNA-templated transcription. The transcript is spliced from 4 exons. The record is from RefSeq and is a predicted model, not a curated record. Gene Ontology annotation, cellular component: nucleus. Gene Ontology annotation, molecular function: protein binding. Bases 57 to 554 code for a protein of 165 amino acids.